AUGUAUCCCACAAGAAGAAUGAGUAACAAACCGAAAAACAAAAGAAAGAGCAAGGAAGAAAAAAGUCAAGAAAUGUCUACCAAUUUAAAAUACCUUUCCCUGGGCAUCCUGGUGUUUCAGACCACAAGUUUAGUCUUGACCAUGCGUUAUUCUCGGACACUGAAAGAAGAAGGACCUCGUUACUUAUCCUCUACUGCAGUAGUUAUUGCUGAACUUCUGAAGAUUUUGGCCUGUGUUCUAUUGGUCUACAAAGACAGCAAGUGCAAUUUACGGACUCUGAACAGAGUGCUACAUGAUGAAAUCCUUAAUAAACCCAUGGAAACUCUUAAACUUGCUAUUCCUUCAGGAAUUUAUACUCUUCAGAAUAACUUGCUGUAUGUAGCAUUGUCAAACCUAGAUGCAGCCACAUACCAGGUUACAUAUCAACUGAAAAUUCUUACCACAGCAUUGUUUUCUGUGUCCAUGUUGAGCAAGAAAUUGGGUGUAUACCAGUGGCUUUCAUUAGUUAUAUUGAUGACAGGAGUGGCAUUUGUGCAGGGAUCGCAGUUUGUAGGCCUGAUGGCAGUUCUCAUAGCGUGCUUUUCUAGUGGAUUUGCUGGGGUUUAUUUUGAGAAAAUUUUAAAGGAAACUAAGCAGUCUGUGUGGAUCAGAAACAUUCAGCUUG
Antrostomus carolinensis (chuck-will's-widow) is the source of this 664-nucleotide messenger RNA. Its product is annotated as UDP-N-acetylglucosamine transporter. Gene Ontology annotation, cellular component: Golgi membrane. Gene Ontology annotation, biological process: pyrimidine nucleotide-sugar transmembrane transport. The transcript is spliced from 5 exons. The record is from RefSeq and is a predicted model, not a curated record. Gene Ontology annotation, molecular function: pyrimidine nucleotide-sugar transmembrane transporter activity. NCBI's taxonomy places the organism in Eukaryota, Metazoa, Chordata, Aves, Caprimulgiformes, Caprimulgidae. The annotation marks the transcript as partial.